Messenger RNA from Centruroides sculpturatus (bark scorpion), 1593 nucleotides. RefSeq names its product zinc finger protein 33A-like. Bases 658 to 1479 code for a protein of 273 amino acids. Gene Ontology annotation, biological process: regulation of transcription by RNA polymerase II. The transcript has 5 exons. Gene Ontology annotation, molecular function: RNA polymerase II cis-regulatory region sequence-specific DNA binding; DNA-binding transcription factor activity. Lineage: Eukaryota; Metazoa; Arthropoda; Arachnida; Scorpiones; Buthidae. The record is from RefSeq and is a predicted model, not a curated record.
AAACGACUCAUGGAAUGGUUGUUAAUACAAGAUAUAUGGAUUUAAAAGUUAUGGAUUACAUAUUUGUAAUUUAGUGAGUGUAACAACAAAAGAAACAGAGGACCAAUCAGAAGGGUGAUAUUCGGAGAAAACCCUAUAAAAACCCCAAUCUCAAGGUCAGAAUGGCUGAUUCUCCUUGGAAUAAGUGCUGAGAAGACUACAGAACCUCUGUCCACCAGCCAGUGCACCUGCCCAAGCUUCUCCGCCUGCUAAAUAGUGUGAGUGGUAAUCAGAACGUCAACCAUCGCCCGUUCACCCGAAGCCUACCUCCGAAUCUGUGGACUCUUUGCCGAAGAGGCUCCAGUGCCACCAUCACCAGCAACACACCUCAUCGGAAGUCCAACGUUCUUAGUUUUAGUUCUUCUUUUAUAAUGUUUUUUUCUCGUCAUUAAAAAAUGUGGUUAAAAAGGCAAUAUAAUGUAAGUAGUCAACAGGCUGCAAUUUUGAAAUUUUUCCUCAACGCUAUUACUACAAUAACGCUAUUUAAUUUAGUGCACAUUUAAUAUGACAAUCUGAAUAAACAAUUGCCAAAUUUCACAUUAUUGUAGUGCAUUCUUGGUUUUUCAUCUUUUAAAAAUUUAUGAAGUGAAUUUAAAAUUUGGACUAUUAAUUCUAUAAAUGCAAUUAGAAAAAGACCAAACAAAGAUACACGAAUGUACUUUUUGUGAAAAUAAAUUUCGUACAAAAUGGGAGUUAGAAGUUCACAUGAGGUCUCAUACUGGUGAAAAACCGUUUGAAUGCAAUAUUUGCGGAAAAAAAUUCUCCCAGUCUGGAAAUUUAUUAGUUCACAAAAAAAUACAUUUUGAAGAAAGACCAUUCAAAUGCAACUACAAAGACUGUACAUACACUGCGAAAAGGAAAGAUGUUUUGAUAGAACAUGUCAAUCGAACACAUCUAAAAAUUUCACCAAAAAAACCGGAGAAAGUUCAUAAAUGUCAUAAAUGCGAUAAGAGUUUUGAAUGGUUAUCUACUUUGACAUUGCACCUGACAUCUCAUGGAAAAAAACGACGAUUCUUAUGUGAAAUUUGUAAGAAAACUUUCAAACAUAAAUAUCACUUAACUAGACACAUGAAGAUAGUACAUCCACAGAAACAAACCGAAUCUUUUUCCACAGCAACCGUUGAAUAUAUUCAAGAUGUAGAAUAUGACAUUGUAGAGAAAAAGCAGAAAGAAUCAAUGGAAAAACCAUCAAUGAGUGAUAAAAAAUCUCAAUCAGUAGAAUAUGAAGAAGCUGUUGUGGAAACCCUUAGUAUCAGUUCAGAAAAUACUGAAAUUAUGAAUAGAGACGAAUAUUUAAACAUGAACGAACUGGAAGAUUUACCAGAAUUGGAAAUUUUUUCAGAAGUGAUAAUUGAAGGAAUCGAACUAGAAUGUCACGUCUGUGAAGAGAAAUUUGACAACGAAGUAGCUCGUAGAGAACAUGAAGCGAAAUUUCAUUAAUUUGCAAAGCAUACGAUUUGGUAACGAUGUUACAAACGUUUUAAAUCAUGCAUUCUUUUUUUGUUUGUUAUAAAAAUAUUUUUGAUGUUUUGCAUGCAGAAAAUCAGAUUAGUA